UUACACCGGAAGUAUAUACCCGGAAAUAUGUUUACCUUCUGGGCAGGGACCACCGGACAAAGCCGGUGGAUGAACAGCAGCCGGCUUUUUAAAAUCCACCCCACCCUUGGUAUUGUUUGGUUGCUUGUUUUGGAAGCAAAUUAAGUCCUGGCGUGUUGGUAUGCGAUUGGUCAUUGCUUGUUUACCCGUUUAUCUUGCAUUUUUAAUUAACAACAUCUCCCUGCUCUCUCCGGUCGACUGAGGACAUUGAUUUUUGUGGCGUGGGUGCUGGGUUACGUCGUCUUUCUGCACUCCGUCAGGAUGAUAUGGACGGCUAAGUACGCGCGGGGUCCACUGGCACGCUCACUUUUAGUGAAUAUGGUGAGCGAAGGGGAAGGAACAGCGAUGGAGACGCAGGAGUGGUACAAAUGCUGCCCCGAUCUGCUUGGGGAGUCUCUACGACCACUGUUUGUUGAGAGUCAUCUGGAUUCAGGCACCAAGGCUUUCCUCAAGCAAAGCAUUGAGAAAUCGAACUGGUUAUUCACACAACUGUAUCACUCCUUUGUUUCAAGUGUCCUUACCCCUCUGGUGUCACGCACUUCCAUCAAUGGGUUUCUGGGUCGUGGGUCCAUGUUUGUGUUUUCCGCGGAGCAAUUCCAGAAACUUCUCAAGGUCGGACCAGACUGGAAGGCAGAGAAACUCCUGGACCUUGGAGCCGGUGACGGUGCUGUUACAGAAAUUAUGAGAAGCCAUUUCAGAGAAAUUUAUGCUACUGAGGUCUCGCCACCGAUGAAAUGGCACCUGCAGAGGAGGAAUUUCAAGUUGAUGGGCAUCGACGAGUGGCAGCGAAGCGGCCAGCAGUAUGAUGUCAUCAGUUGUCUCAACCUGCUGGACCGCUGUGAGGAUCCUCUCCAUCUCCUGCGGGAUAUCAGGCGAUCGCUCGUUCCCAACACCGGACGCCUCGUUCUUGCUGCUGUUCUUCCUUUCCAACCCUACGUGGAAGUUGGUGGGAGAUGGCAGCGUCCCCAAGAGCACUUAAAAAUACAAGGCAAGACAUGGGAGGAGCAAGUCACGAAUCUGUCACAUGACGUCUUCCGAAAAUCAGGAUUUGAGGUAGAGACUGUGACCCGCUUGCCAUACCUAUGUGAAGGGGACAUGUACAACGAUUACUACGUUCUUGAUGAUGCAGUUUUUGUUCUUAAGGCGUCAAACGUGACUGAAGACUCUGGUCAGUGAAAAAUGAAUCUUGACCAAUUUUGCCAAAAUGAACUUUGAAAAGGUGGGUUAAAGUCAGUCAAAAGACUGACAAAUAUUUUUCUUGUUUUAAACAAAAAAGGGGUUGGAAGCGCCGGAAUUAUGUUUACCAAACAUUUUGUGUGACUGUGAUACCUCGCCAUUUUAAAACAGGUCACUUUAUUCCCAUACCUCAAAACGGUGUACGGUGCCGGGAUGGUACAGUAAGAGCUACACAUCGCUAUACUGUACUGUAUCAUGUUCUUGUUUGGGAAGUGUAAAAAUUGUUUCUUUCCAUAUCAAUGUGAAAAAAAUCUUAUCUAAAUGCACAUUUAUUGACAUGGUUUAAAUGACUGAUUUUAUACUGAUUUACAUGAUGCUAGUUAUAAAGGUUCCCUCAAGUGAAACUUUUUUUUCACUGGUUUAAAAAAAAAAGCAUGCAUUGAAAUCUAAUUCAUUUACUCAUCAUGUACAGAUUCAAAGAUAAAACCAAAUAUAGAUUAAACUUUUAAAU
Molecule: messenger RNA, 1726 nt
Organism: Hippocampus comes (tiger tail seahorse)
Lineage: Eukaryota; Metazoa; Chordata; Actinopteri; Syngnathiformes; Syngnathidae
Gene: mettl9
Product: methyltransferase 9, His-X-His N1-histidine
Exons: 7
Coding region: 301-1215 (304 amino acids)
Molecular function (GO): protein-L-histidine N-pros-methyltransferase activity
Source: RefSeq, a predicted model, not a curated record